Messenger RNA from Arabidopsis arenosa, 1302 nucleotides. The record is from the annotation of a GenBank genome assembly. NCBI's taxonomy places the organism in Eukaryota, Viridiplantae, Streptophyta, Magnoliopsida, Brassicales, Brassicaceae.
UUAGGGUUUUUCCACUGUUUCUAGGUUUUUUUCAUCGCUCAAUCUGAUCAAUGGAUAGUAGUUGUCUCUCUAAUCAAACGGCGCUUCAGUUUCUCCCGUCGCGUUCCAGGAGACAGAGCGGCGAUGGAGGCGGUGGUUUUGUUAUUCCGGCGACGAGGAAGAUCCAGUAUAGCUCGAUGGUUGUGGUUGCGGCGGCGGGACAGAGUCGGUGUGAGCCUGGAAGCAGUCUCAACGCGCCGCUUGAGCCACGAUCGGCGCAGGGGAGGUUUCUGAGAAGCGUGUUGCUAAACAAACGGCAGCUAUUUCAUUACGCCGCCGCUGAUGAACUCAAGCAACUGGCUGAUGAUAGGGAAGCUGCUUUAGCUCGUAUGUCUCUCAGCUCUGGUUCCGAUGAGGCUUCUCUCCACAGAAGGAUAGCUCAACUCAAGGAACGUUAUUGCAAAACUGCAGUCCAAGACAUAAUGUACAUGCUAAUCUUCUACAAAUACUCCGAGAUAAGAGUCCCUCUUGUUCCAAAGCUAUCUAGAUGCAUCUACAAUGGAAGACUCGAGAUCUGGCCUUCAAAAGACUGGGAGUUAGAGUCAAUUCACAGCUGCGAUACCCUUGAGAUCAUCAAAGAACAUGUAAGCGCAGUCAUCGGAUUACGGGUCAAUUCAUGUGUGACUGACAAUUGGGCAACAACGCAGAUACAGAAACUGCAUCUCAGGAAAGUAUACGCUGCAUCGAUCUUGUACGGUUACUUCUUGAAAUCAGCUUCCCUAAGGCACCAGCUUGAGUGUUCCUUAUCAGAUCUCCAUGGAAGCGGAUAUCUGAAAAGUCCUAUCUUUGGAUGCUCUUUCACAACGAGCACUGCACAGAUCUCCAACAAGCAGCAGCUGAGACAUUACAUCUCAGGGUUCGAUCCCGAGACAUUGCAGAGAUGCGCCAAACCAAGGACAGAGGAGGCAAGGAAUCUGAUAGAGAAGCAAAGUUUGGCCCUUUUUGGCACGGAAGAGAGUGAUGAGACCAUCGUGACAUCGUUUUCGAGUCUGAAGCGGUUGGUUCUCGAGGCUGUGGCGUUUGGGACAUUCCUGUGGGACACGGAAUUGUAUGUAGAUGGUGCAUAUAAGCUCAAGGAGAAUGGGAAUGCAGAAGAACAAGAAGGAAAGAGAAGCAUAUGAUGAACCAGUUUGGUUAGAAGAAAAGCUUCAUGAUCUUCUGGUAGUGUAUAUAUAGAGAAAUGUUUCUGCCCAAUCUCUCAGGCAAUUGUUCAGUGUAUAGAUCUUGCUUAGAAAUAUUUCUGAAUAAUAAUUUGGUGUGGUU